AUGGCUCCUCCUCCUCCUUGUUCUUCUUCUCUCUCAAUUCUCACUCUGAUCACGAUCCUCUGUUUCUGUAUCUGUACAUCUUCAUCUUCUUCACAGAACACCCUCACACUUUCUCUAACACAACACAUUUCACGAGAAAACAAAAACAAUCCAUGGCUGCAGACCAUAAGCUCCCUGGCGUCGUCUUCAAUAGCCAGAGCCCACCAUCUCAAAAACCCGAAAGAAAAAUCGUCAACAUCGAAAAUUCCUCUGUUUCCUCACAGCUAUGGCGGAUACUCUGUUUCUCUAAGCUUCGGGUCACCUCCUCAAAAGCUAUCAUUUGUAAUGGAUACCGGAAGCAGCCUUGUUUGGUUCCCGUGUACUCAUCGGUAUUCAUGCUCCGAUUGUAAUUUCCCAAAUGUUAACAAGACAAACAUCCCCAGAUUCAUCCCGAAGCUCUCGUCCUCUGCUAAGAUUAUCGGGUGUAAUAACACGAAAUGCGGGUGGGUUUUCGGGUCGACUGAUCCAAUUCGAUGUAAUGGAGACCAGAUAUGUCCAGCUUACAUGCUUCAAUACGGGUCCGGGUCAACAUCGGGGUUACUUCUGUCGGAGACAAUGGAUUUUGACGAGGGUGAUGUGAGUGAUUUCCUUGUCGGAUGCUCCAUUUUAUCGACCCGACAACCGUCCGGUAUUGCCGGGUUUGGGCGUGGGUCUUCUUCUCUACCCGUUCAAAUGGGUCUGAAAAAGUUUUCAUAUUGUUUACUCUCUCACCGGUUUGACGACACUCCAGUGAGCAGCAAGCUUGUUCUUGUUCGGAAUACUUCAAACUCCGGCGCCGGAGAUUCAGGAAUCAGCUACACAAAAUUCCACAAGAAUCCGAUGAGUUCCACGGCGGCGUUUCAAGAAUACUACUACGUAACCCUCCGGAAAAUCACAGUCGGUGGUAAAACCGUGAAGAUCCCAUAUGGGUUUCUGGUGCCGGGAUCUGACGGAAACGGCGGAACCAUCAUCGAUUCCGGCACAACCUUCACGUUCAUGGAUAGUCAUGUAUACGAUCUGGUGGCGAAAGAGUUUGAAAAUCAAAUGUCGAAGUAUAAGAGAGCGGCUGACGUGGAAUCGGAAUCUGGAUUACGUCCGUGUUUCGACAUUGCCGGAAAACCUGCAGAGUUCCCGGAGCUGAUGUUUCAUUUCAAAGGCGGAGCAAAGUUAUCACUACCACUGGCGGAUUACUUCUCGUUUCUUGGAGAUUCCGGCGUGUUGUGUAUGACGAUUGUAUCAAGUAAUUUAGUCGGGUCGAAUUCAAGAAUCGGGCCAUCGAUAAUCAUUGGGAAUUAUCAACAGCAGAAUAUAUACUUGGAAUAUGAUUUGGAAAAUGGAAGACUUGGUUUCAAGAAACAGAUUUGCAAGUAA
Molecule: messenger RNA, 1389 nt
Organism: Lactuca saligna
Lineage: Eukaryota; Viridiplantae; Streptophyta; Magnoliopsida; Asterales; Asteraceae
Source: the annotation of a GenBank genome assembly